Phascolarctos cinereus (koala) is the source of this 1357-nucleotide messenger RNA. RefSeq names its product zinc finger protein like 1 (gene ZFPL1). Gene Ontology annotation, cellular component: Golgi apparatus. The record is from RefSeq and is a predicted model, not a curated record. Lineage: Eukaryota; Metazoa; Chordata; Mammalia; Diprotodontia; Phascolarctidae.
GUCAUCAGUGUGCGCCGCACCCGGAAGAGACGUGGCAGCAAAAAGAGUAACAGGAGCCGCAGGAGGGACUGAAGCGACGGCUCCCGGGCAGCUCCCGGGAGACCAUGGGGCUCUGCAAGUGCCCCAAGAGGAAGGUGACCAACCUAUUCUGCUUCGAGCACCGGGUCAACGUGUGCGAGCACUGCCUGGUGGCCAACCACGCCAAGUGCAUUGUGCAGUCCUACCUGCAGUGGCUCCAGGACAGUGACUACAACCCCAACUGCCGGCUCUGCAGCACCCUGCUGUCCACGCGGGAGACCACCCGCCUCGUCUGCUACGAUCUGUUCCACUGGUCAUGCCUUAAUGAACGAGCUGCCCAGCUGCCUCGAAAUACAGCACCCGCUGGCUACCAGUGCCCUAGCUGUAGUGGCCCCAUCUUUCCCCCUGCCAACCUCGCGGGCCCUGUGGCCACUGCCUUGCGGGAGAAGCUAGCUACUGUCAACUGGGCCCGAGCUGGGCUGGGCCUCCCACUGAUUGAUGAAGUGACGCCAGCCCCUGAGGUCCUUGAGACUUCUGGCUUCUCUGAUUGGUCCGACUUCAAUACAAGUAGCCCCUCAGGGCUGGAAGAGCAAAUCCCCACCUCGGUCACUGCAGCCUUCUACAGCACUCCCUCGAGGCCUCCCCCUUCCCCUGGCCGGCCUGAGCAGCACGCCGUUAUCCACAUGGGCAGCCCUGAGCCCCUGACAGCCUCUGCUCCUCGAAAAGUAUACGAUACCCGGGCAGGGGGUCGGGCCGCGGGCCCCCAUGGGGACUGUGAUGAUGACAAGUACCGACGAAGGCCUGCCCUGGGCUGGUUAGCCCAGCUGCUCAGGAGCCGAGCAGGGUCCCGAAAACGGCCCCUGUCCCUGCUGCAGAGGGCGGGGCUGCUGCUUCUGCUGGGAGCCCUGGCUUUCCUGGCCCUCUUGAUUCUCAUGUCCCGCCUGGGCCGGGCUGCAGCCGACAGCGACCCCAAUCUAGACCCCCUCAUGAACCCUCACAUCCGCGUGGGCCCAGCCUGAGCCCCAACUCUCUCUUCCUCACUUCUGGUGGGCAUCCCACCUAGCUGGGAGCAGAGUCAUGGGCAAGGGGUGCUGACUCCCCGUCCCUCUCCUCUCCACUCCAGUCUCCUGAGACACUACAGCCCCAGGGAUGUGAGGGGGCGAGGGCCCUUCGCCUGUGGCUGCUGUGCUCCUGGGGCUCACUUAGGGCCGAGUUCUGUCCCCUGACCUGCUUUUCCUUGGAAGUGUCCCCAGAGCAGCAGCCCACACCCACUCCCUCCACACUUUCUCUCCCUCAGGAAAAGCUGUGGUGUUGAAAAUAAACAACAGACUUUAUUAAA